AUGGCGCGGUCGCCAGAACGACCGUCGUCCCAGUGCCAUUCUCCUCCGCUCUUCUUGCUCUUGCUCUUGCUCCUCCUCGCAAGAGACGCGGGCGUCUCCGGGAAUCCGGGCUCCGCACUCGCGCACGGGGGGACGAAGGCGAUGAUCCUACCGCUGAUCCUAAGGGCGGCCAACUCAACACUACGGUUCCCCGCCGAGGGGGAUCACUGGAGGCGACGGCUGCGGCAUCUGCAGGGAUCCGACGACCAGAAGCAAUCUGCCCGCACGAGGCUUUAUGACGAUCUCCUCAGUAACGGGUUCUGUCUGCCACCCCUUUUCUCCUAGACUAACCGAUCUACAUCUUUCACCUUUUUUUUCUAGCUUUGAGCGCUUCCAUCGGGCUAGAGGUUUCUCAUCUUUUGCUUACUUUGGGUCGGAUCUACCUCUUGCAGGUACUACACAACGAGACUCUUGAUUGGGACGCCGCCUCAAGAGUUCGCCCUGAUCGUGGACUCGGGAAGCACCGUGACGUAUGUCCCCUGCUCUACUUGCGAGCAGUGUGGUAAGCAUCAGGUACGCUACGAACGUGUAAAUUACACUGAGUGCUAUGUCGUCUUGCAAAAUUCGAUUGUUUGAAAGUGGUUUUAAAAUUUGAGUCAUGAACAUGACAAUUACCCAAGGCAGGGUGGUUAUUAUUUUUUGUAAUUUGCGGACGUUUCUAUUAAAAAAAUGUGAAAGCUAGAUUGGAAAUUUCCCGUCACAAAAUAAUCGUCCCUACACAGACAUUCACGCCUCUUUGACCUUGAAGUCAUCGUCUGCCUUACUACUCCCCUUUUCUGCGCCAAGAAUGCCUUGAAUAGCCUUUCUACAGUGCCUCUGUCACAGUAAUUAUUUUGAAUAGCAGGUUUGCCUUUUAUAGUGGAACUAUCUGCCCAGUAAUUGGCUGUGACCCUUACGUGAGUUGAUAGGUGAGUAGAGAAAUGCUGAUUUACACACUGGAUUUGCGCUGCAUUUGGCACUACUGACCUUGACUACGUGGUUUCUCUUACUAUGACUUUUUUUCGCUUCGUGAUUUCUUUUUUAUUAAUCCUUUGGCGAGAGGGAGGCAGUGAACCACCAGGGCUACUUAUUUGUCAGUUGGUCGCCUUAGAUUUCCACUUCCAUGAUGUUUGGUUCCCCGUGGAAAGAAUUAUCUGACUCAGGUGUCAUCCUUUUCCCCUCAACUUCCACCCCUAAUACCACACGUCCGCAUCUGAGGAUGAACCAUUUUGAGUUUUCCUCAGGUUGACAAGAUGAUUCUCCAAUUUUUGUUAGCAGAGGAAAACCAGUGAUUCGAGUAUUUUGUAAAUCUCAAAAGUAUGAAAUUUGUAUGAGCCGUACAAAAUGAUAUGUUGGAGAAGAUUUGUCAGAGAAUCGUCUAUUUAACGCUUGCCUCGACUGAGAUCCAACAUGAGAAAUAUUUCUAUGGAUAGUAGCUAUUAUGGAAAAGGAUACAUUCAAAUGGGAAAAUUAGCGUAGAUUGUGAUCUAGUUUCGUCUUAAAUUGCGUCGACUUAUGUUUAUGGCGUUCAUAUUUUUUGGAACUAGAUGCCUUUUUAAAAAAAAAUCAUUUUUCUUGAAAGCAUACAUGCUUAUCGGUGGGGUUCUCUAUUUAGCUUCAAUUUCGAACUUCAGACCAAAAGCAUUGGAUACGUACAUACUAGUAGAAAUAUUUAUUUUUCAUCUGUUCCUAGUUAUAUAUACUAAUCUCAUUUUCUUUCUAGGACCCAAGGUUCCAGCCUGAUAAAUCAAGCACCUAUCAGCCGGUAAAAUGUAAUGCUGAUUGUGCUUGUGACGAUGAAAAGAACCAGUGUACAUAUGAGAGGCAGUAUGCAGAAAGGAGCUCUAGCAGUGGGGUUCUUGGUGAGGAUCUUAUCUCAUUCGGCAAGGAGAGCGCACUUGUGCCACAACGGGCUGUUUUUGGCUGUGAAAAUUCAGAAACUGGCGAUCUGUACACUCAGCGUGCUGAUGGCAUCAUGGGCCUAGGCCGUGGUCGGCUCAGUGUGAUGGAUCAACUUGUUGAAAAGGGGGUUAUCAGUGAUUCGUUUUCCCUAUGCUAUGGCGGGAUGGGCGUUGGAGGUGGUGCGAUGGUUCUUGGUGGAAUUUCUCCUCCUCCUGACAUGGUCUUUUCCUAUUCUGACCCGAAUCGUAGGUACGAUUAAUUUCACUUUUCAAAUGAUAAGUACUCUUUUGCUUAUAGCAUAAAUGCAUUUGGUGCAUCUCACACAUUUACUCUAGCCUUGGGGUGGCAAUAGUCCAUAUUAUAAUCUAGACUUGAAGGAAAUACACAUCGCUGGGAAGAAGCUGCCGUUAGAUGCAAGGAUAUUUAAUGGAAAGUAUGGAACUGUUCUGGACAGUGGCACUACAUAUGCAUAUUUACCGACAACAGCAUUUGAUUCAUUUCGUGAUGCUGUAAGUUACCAUUUUAUUUUUUACUACUAUUUACUGAAGAAACCUGAAACAUCUGCUGAAAAAUAUGUUAUUUAUUUGUAAUCAGUUUCAUCUGAAACAUCUGUUGUUGAUUUAUUACUUUUAAUUGGGAUUAUUGGGACAAUUGCUCAUGAAAAUAUUUAAUAACCAAAUCUUUUCUACGCACACAGUUGACUUAUCUUCAGGGUAUCCAUUAAAGUAGUGAAGCCUUUCUGGAACGAAUCAUGACUCUUACGAUGAUUACUGUAACAGUUCGAGAAAGGAAAAAUUUCCAAGGGAAAUGAAGUUAAUGUUCGGCUUUGAAAACGUUCUUGGGCCCUUCUUAUCAAAACAAACUAUGUGAGGUGAUGGUGCCCACUGAUACAGACUAUCAUAUGACUGGUAGUAUUAUAAGGACUAGGCCAAAACAGAGUAAAUCGAACUUUGAAAUGAUUUAGGGAUUUCUGUAUCUAGGAUCAUCUGCCAGUCAUUAGAAAGAGAACAAGAAAUAGGUCCAGAAGACUGAAAUAUUAUGUUGUAGUUCAGCUUAGUGUGCAGUAUAGUGUAAUUCUUCUUUAAACGUUUCAAUUUUAAUGUGAAAUUAUUUAUCUGUUCUUCUUCUCUCGUAGCUGCAAGAUAGUAGUUAUUUUUUAAUUGUUCAGUGCGUUCUAGGUCAUGAAGCACGUUGAUUCUCUUCUCAAGCAAAUCCCUGGUCCAGAUCCCAGUUAUAAGGAUAUCUGUUUUUCUGGGGCUGGAAGGUACUGCACUGUUUUUUAGUUUAAUUUCGUUGUUUGAUGGAUAAAAUCCUCCUUUCUAAUCUAAAAGUAACUAUUUAAGUGUUUUUUUUAUCGUACGCAGCAACGUCUCCCACCUUUCCGAGACUUUUCCUGAAGUUGAUAUGGUAUUCGGUAAUGGUCAGAAGUUGUCACUUUCUCCCGAAAACUACUUAUUCCGGGUAAUAUAGUGAUGACAGAGUAGAUGCUCCUCGGUUAAGAGUUAUAUUGCGAUUACUCAUUAUGUAGGAUUUUUCUGUUUGUGAUCCUUGUAAAAUUCACUUUGGUUUAUUCACUUUGUGCUUCUUUAUUUUCGUGGUCUAUGUACAGCAUUCAAAGGUGCUUGGUGCAUAUUGCCUUGGGAUUUUUAAGAAUGAAAAUGAUCCAACAACACUUCUGGGAGGUACAAGUUUUGAAAUUGUCUUUUUGUUUGGCUAGUGAUCAUAUUCCUUCUAUUUAAGCCAUAAUCAAGUUAACACAAUAUCAACACUUCCGCUUUUCUGCACACUCUAUUAAUGAGUUGACAACUACCGUACUGCGCAACCUGAUAAUGUAAUAAAUUAUUGUUUCAGUUUUGUGCAUCUAAUUGAAAACCAUCCACUGUACUAGAAGGAGAGAGUUUUUCUGCUCAUCGCUCUUGUGUAUCUUUCAUUUUAUGAGCUGGUUGAGUAGCAGUCUUUUUAUUAUAUAGUAAGUCACAAGUUCUUACGAUUCCUUUUUUUCUUUUACAGGAAUUAUUGUUCGAAAUACUCUAGUAAUGUAUGACCGUGCGAAUCAAAAAGUUGGUUUCUGGAAAACCAAUUGUUCGCAGUUGUUGGAGAAACUUCAUUUUGGUGAUUCUUCUUUGCUAACUCCAGCACCAGCUCCUUCUGAUCCCUUUUCUGGUAAUUCAACUACGGCACCGCAACCUGUAUUGUCUCCCAGUGGUUCACCAGACAUGCUGCCAGGUCAGAUGACUGACAUCUUAAAAGUUGGUCUCAAUAUUUGCUUCUGACCAUUAAUAACACCAGAUCAGGAACCAAUCGACGUUAGGGAAUAAUCGACUUGCUCUACCGGUUUAAGUAUUUGCAUGAAACAUUUUUCUCCAUGGAAUAAUAUGAUAAUCCUGCCUCCAUUUUUUUGGUCUUCGAUAAAACAAUGCACACCAUAUUCAGUUUGGAAACAGAGAAUAGUUCUGGUGCUGAAAGUUGAUUUGUUUCGACACAGGAGUGUGUUUGAAACGUUUGUUCAGGUUUAUGGCCAAUAUUGGUUUUCAGGGAGAUGGAAAGAUGCAUCCUAGUCGGUGUUGAUAGGAGACAAAUGAAGUUGAUCAGUUUUGUCUUAAUACUCGUUCACAUUUAAUUUUGACACCUUCAACCGGCCUCCAAUAAAAAAAGCAAGUAAAAGAGCGGCUUACGCUGAUCUACCAAUUUUAGAGAUAGAUGGUUCGAGUUGGAGUGCCCCCCACGGAUCUUGAUAACAACACUUGUAAUGAAAAGUUUCGUUGUUUCAUCCUUGGGAACGCCUCAAGUCUUGAAGUCAGUGGAUGUUUUUUGAAUCGUUUUCUCGCUUCACUUCACAGCGCACUAUUUUUUUGCCUAAAGAGAGAAACAAAAACGUUUUACCAGCCAACAUUUGAAAUAGUUGUUUCAGUUAGUGGAGCGAGGCUUCGCCGAUUGAGAACAUCUUCCGGUUGGUUUUAUUUAUAUCUCCGGGCUGGGGAGUGAGGCUUCGCCGAUUGAGAACACCCAUCUUGCUUUCUCGGUUAUAUAUAUAUAUAUAUAUCUCCGGCUGUCGAGCUGGGGAGGUGUGCUACAUAAACUCACGAACAGUGUUGCACGCCUUGCUUAAUACCUGAAGAAUCUUGGUGAAGCGUCGACCCUGAAUCUUUUAAUCUUUGUUUUGAGCUCAAACACCAACAAUUAUUUAGUCAUUGUUCUCAUUGUGUUUCGCGAAAUAGCCGUCAGCACUCUUCAACGAAAUGUUUAGGUCUCAAUAACAAUCUUGUGCCUUAGAUUUAUUAACCUAGUAAAUUGCGUGGAAAAAUGUGAAAACAUUGUUGUCACAUCAAGAUGAUCUUUCAGUUGAUAUGGGGAGUGAAAAAGAAAUUUUGAAGUAUCAUGCGAAUGGCUAGAAAGUGUGUACUGGAGAGGUGUAUGACCUAUGGUAGCUUAAUAUUUCCAUCAUAAUGAAAGUCAUCAUUGUUUAUCUUUUUCCUUUCUGAUUAUUUCCGGGUGAACAUAGAUGGUCUCUGUUUCUAAUGUACUUUUGGUGUUUAAUUCUAGGCGAGUGGAAUGUUUCGCUUAUCACAUUUGAUAUUCAUGUAAGCAUGAAUAAGUCGGACCUGGUGCCACAUAUCUCAGAACUUGCAGAGUAUAUUGCACGUGAUUUGGAAGUCAAUGCAUCUCAGGUAAUAUAAAAUAUACUGUGUUUUGUUUCUUAUUUAGAUACGCUCUAUGCGUUAACGAGGAUGCAGUGUACAUCCUCAGGUCUAAGUCAAACCUAUGAUUCGUGAAUUCCUUGUUAAUGAUCUCUGUUAUCGCGGAAACAAACAGGUCAGCUUAAUAAGUCUCAAGAGUGAAAGCCAAGGGUCACUCAUAAGAUGGAGUAUCUCUCCUUCAGGUUCUGCUGAUUUUAUUUCCCGUGAUGCUGCAGUGGUGAGGCUUUUUCGUGGUUCCAGUGCUUAGCUAGCCGACCAUGUUAGCGCCGAGUCUCCUGUUUUAAGUUGAAUGGAACUCGUUUCAGGGGAUAAUAUCUCGCUUAAUUGAACACGGUGUCCACCUUCCGGAGAAGUUUGGAACUUCCAAACUUGUUGACUGGAAAGUGGAGCGUCUAUCUGAGAGGUAAUAACUUAAUUAUGCGCUGAAUGUUAUGUUUUAUUUUGCUUUUUGUGAAUGCAUAAUCUGGUUUAAACUAGAAGGUAUUUUUAUAAGUGAGUUUGACGUUUGAAAUUCAGUAGAUACACGUGGUUUAAUUUAGCAGAUACUCAAGGAAGAGAACCAUCUUUUCUCUUUUUAACAGAUCUAAGAAACUUGGGUUUUUCAAAGAGAGGAAGUUUCUGGUGAAUUAUAGUCAUUGUUACGGGACUCUUAAUCGACAAGGGAUAAUUCCAAUUCCCCUCUGAUAUACUCGUGUUUAGUUUGUAUGCCAUAAUCUAUACCUUUGUGUUUGGUGAAAACCAUAGUCAGGUUUGGAUUGGGUGAUUUAGAGCGGAUAUGGUCAAGGGUGGAGGGACAUGAAAGAAGCCAGACAAUCCAAGCCAAAAAAGCUGGGAGUUAGCCAAUCCAAUGUGGUAUGCCCGGCAUUGGUAAUUGGACAUGAAGAAAUUAAGAAGGCUAUCAUUUUUGUUCCGUCUGUCGAUUUGGCUAAUCCCAUCCUGAUCCCCGGACGUAUGGGAUCAGAACUCGCUAUUCAGGCUUCACGAUCCAAUUGUAUGUCUCACAGAGACAGAAGAGCAAACACUUGGAUGAUGCGCGAACAUUCAGGCCAAUCCAUAGCAAACUUUCAUUUGUUAGCUUAAAGUGUCUUUCUUCAAUUGGUAGAUUUUAAUAUCAUAAAACUCUUUCAUUUUUUUUCAAUUAAAAAUGUAUCGUUUUCGAACUUAUGGGAAGGGUUUUAGGUCGAGCUUGAUCCCAUGUGAACCUUGUCGACGAGGGGCCAUUCGACAUCCAUUUAGUCUGUCGCAUUAUGCGUGUGCUCCUUGUAUUGACUUAAACGCCCGUCAAUCCUCACAAACCACCGGAAAAUAAAUGAAAGGAGAGAAAAAAGAACCUUGGACCAACUAUUAGGAAUAUCUUUCCAUUCUCUUCCUUUUGUUUCUUCCCUUCCUGAAAGUUGACUAUGAGAUGACCUUCCAUCCUUCACUAAACUCCAUGAGCUCUUGGAUUGCAUGGCUACUGUUGAUUGGCAACUGAUUUCCGAUCUGCAAUACAAGUUGUAAACCUUGGUCCAAACCUGGCAAUUCCCACGAGAAAAUAUAAACCAGUUUUCUAUAGUCCUUGCUUGUUCUUGAUAAAUUCUCACCAUCAACACUCAUCAGUGAAUGCACAUAACUUCGCCUCAGGGUUUUAAUUUUUCUCAGAAUGACAUUUGUACUGGUUACCGUAGACCAAUCUAUGUGCACAGUGGUAGUCGGAUUCAACACCACCACGAGAAGCAAAUUUUGGUGUCCUUUUGUAUCCGAAGAUGGUGUCAAACCCUGAAAUUCCUGAGUCAGUGGUCGGUAAAGUGACUUGAUUACUUUGUGUAUGGUUCAGGACAUGGUGGAGAGGGCAUCAAUCGGUCAUUGUAGUGGGAGUUUCGGUGUUUGUGGUGUUUAGUUUUUCAGCAUUUUUCGUGUGGCAUUUUUGGAGACAUCGGCUGGGGGGAACAGCGUACAGGCCUGUGGAUUCUGCCCACCCGGAGCAAGAACUUCAACCUUUGUAA
Molecule: messenger RNA, 7603 nt
Organism: Spirodela intermedia
Lineage: Eukaryota; Viridiplantae; Streptophyta; Magnoliopsida; Alismatales; Araceae
Source: the annotation of a GenBank genome assembly